AUGGUGGGAACAUCAGCAACACCUUUGUCUAAGAUACAAAGGACUCCGUCAGGUACUCCCGGUGGUCCCAAAAUUCGGGAGGAGAAGAUUCGCGUAACCGUUCGGAUGAGGCCACUCAACCGGAAGGAACAAGCAAUGUACGAUCUAAUUGCUUGGGAUUGCUUGGAUGAACAAGCUAUUGUAUUCAAGAAUCCAAACCAAGAGAGGGCGGCGUCACUAUACACUUUUGAUAAAGUUUUUGCUCCUACAUGUUCAACUCAGAAGGUUUAUGAAGAAGGGGCUAAAGAUGUUGCUUUAUCAGCACUUUCUGGAAUCAAUGCAACAAUUUUUGCGUAUGGGCAGACUAGUAGUGGUAAGACAUUCACGAUGAGAGGUAUCACUGAAAAUGCUAUUAAGGACAUCUACGAGCACAUCAAGAAUACACCGGAAAGGGAUUUUAUUUUGAGAAUCUCUGCUUUGGAAAUCUAUAAUGAGACUGUCAUAGACCUUCUAAAUCGUGAAUCUGGUCCUCUUCGGCUUUUGGAUGAUCCUGAGAAAGGGACUAUUGUGGAAAAGCUGAAUGAAGAAGUAGCUAAGGAUGGUCAUCAUCUAAGGCAUUUAAUUGGCAUCUGCGAAGCGCAAAGGCAAGUUGGGGAAACUACUUUAAAUGAUAAAAGCUCAAGAUCACAUCAAAUAAUCAGGCUGACUGUAGAGAGCAUCCUUCGUGAAAGGUCAGGCCAUGUAAAGUCUUUCCUAGCCAGUUUGAAUUUUGUGGAUCUUGCUGGAAGUGAACGCAUCUCUCAAGCAAAUACAUGUGGAGCAAGAUUGAAGGAAGGCAGCCACAUCAAUCGAAGUUUAUUGACACUAGCGUCAGUCAUCAGGAAGCUAAGUGGUGGAAAACGUGGUCAUAUACCAUAUAGAGAUUCAAAACUGACACGAAUAUUGCAGUCUUCACUUGGGGGGAAUGCUCGAACAGCGAUUAUAUGCACAAUAAGUCCGUCCUUAAGUCACGUGGAGCAAACAAGAAAUACACUAACAUUUGCUACAAGUGCAAAGGAAGUUGUUAAUACUGCCCGAGUGAAUAUGGUUGUUUCAGAUAAGACCCUAGUUAGACAGUUGCAAAAGGAAGUUGCCAGGCUUGAAGGGGAGUUACGAAGCCCUGAACUUUCUUCAGAUUCAUGUCUAAGGUCAUUGCUAGCUGAAAAGGAAUUGAAAAUUCAGCAGAUGGAAAGGGAUAUAGAGGAUCUGAGGCGACAGAGAGACCUUGCACAAUCUCAACUUGAACUUGAAAAAAGAGCAAAUAAAGUUCGGAAGGGAUCAAAUGAUCAUGGGCCCUCUAGUCAAGUUGCAAGAUGUCUUUCUUUUCCUGAAGAAAAUGAAUCAAAAACUCCAGGCCGAAAAGCAGCAGUAGGCAGGCAGGCAAUGCUGAAGAAUUUAUUGGCUGUUCCUGAUCCAUCCAUACUGGUCGGUGAAAUUCGGAAGCUUGAGCAUCGGCAGCUGCAGCUCUGUGAGGAUGCAAAUCGAGCACUUGAAGUUCUACACAAGGAUUUUGCAACCCACAAACUUGGAAAUGAGGAAACUGCUGAAACCAUGUCGAAAGUAUUGUCUGAAAUAAAAGAGUUGGUAGUUGCUAGCUCUACUCCCGAAGAAAUUGUGGCUGCAGAUAAGGCCAAUCUGAUGGAAAAGUUCACUCAGUUGAAAUAUCAAGGAAACACUAUUGCAUCUUUAGAAAGGAAGCUGGAGAAUGUUCAAAAAUCUAUAGAUAAGCUAGUCUCUGCUUUUAGUACUGAGGAGACUCUAGAGAGCAAAACCCCACAGAGAAGGAAGAAAAUUCUUCCUUUCACCUUAAGCAACAGUCCUAACAUGCAACAUAUAAUACGCGCUCCUUGUUCGCCUCUCUCCUCUUCUUGCAAAGCAAUGGAACACGAAAUUGAGAAUAGGGUGCCGGAAAACAAUAUUGCCAUAUCUGACAGUGAUAAUUUUGCAAGGUUACAUAAAGAUACUCCACGUAAGGAUGAUGAAAGUUGUGAUUCGAUUUUAUCACGGGAUGGAAGCCCUGCUGCACGGCAAUCAAAAUCAGUAAACGUGAAGAAGAUUCAGAAAAUGUUCAAGAAUGCUGCUGAGGAGAACAUUCGGAGCUUCAGAGUUUAUGUUACCGAGUUAAAAGAGCUCGUAGCAAAACUGCAUUACCAGAAGCAGCUCUUGGUUUGUCAGGUUUUGGAGCUUGAAGCAAACAAGUCUGUAAAUGAAGAAAUGGAUACAACUGAUGGAUCUCCCUUACCAUGGCACAUACUAUUUGAACAGCAGAGAAAACAAAUUAUCAUGUUAUGGCAUUUGUGCCACAUUUCUAUCGUGCACCGGACACAGUUUUAUCUUUUGUUGAGAGGAGAUCCUUCUGAUCAGAUAUAUAUGGAAGUUGAACUUAGAAGAUUGACUUGGUUGGAACAGCACCUGGCAGAGCUUGGGAAUGCUAGUCCUGCACUUCUAGGUGAUGAGCCUGCAAGUUCUGUUUCCGCAAGCAUCAGAGCUCUGAAGCAAGAAAGGGAGUAUCUAGCUAAGAGGGUGAACGCUAAACUUACAGCAGAUGAGAGGGAACUACUUUAUGCAAAAUGGGAAGUUCCUCCUGUAGGAAAACAAAGGAGGCUGCAACUAGUGAAUAAAUUGUGGACUGACCCGUAUAACAUGCAACACGUACAAGAAAGCGCUGAAAUUGUGGCAAGGCUUAUUGAUUUCUGUGCAUCCGAUGAAAAUAGCAAGGACAUGUUUGAAUUAAACUUUGCAAGCCCUUCUAAUAAGAAAACAUGGGGCUGGAACUUGAUAUCAAAUCUUUUAAAUUUGUGA
Messenger RNA from Gastrolobium bilobum, 2820 nucleotides. Its product is annotated as kinesin-like protein KIN-7B. Gene Ontology annotation, molecular function: microtubule motor activity; microtubule binding; ATP binding. The record is from RefSeq and is a predicted model, not a curated record. The transcript has 14 exons. NCBI's taxonomy places the organism in Eukaryota, Viridiplantae, Streptophyta, Magnoliopsida, Fabales, Fabaceae. Gene Ontology annotation, biological process: microtubule-based movement. The coding region runs from base 1 to 2820 and encodes 939 amino acids.